AUGCCAUCUAUCUAUCUAUCUAUCUAUCUAUCUAUCUAUCUAUCUAUCUAUCUCAUUUUGUUCGCUAUUCUAUCUCUUCAUAUGAUCUAUCUCAUUUUGUUAACUAUCUAUUCAUUUGUUAUCUUCUAUCUAUCUAUCUAUCUUAUUUUGUUCAACUAUCUAUCCAUCUAUCUCAUUUUGUUCACUAUCUAUCUAUCUUCUAUCUAUCUAUCUAUCUAUCUAUCUAUCUAUCUAUUUUAUUUUGUUCAUGAUUAUCUAAUAUCUAUCUAUCUAUGUAUCUAUCCAUCUCAUUUUGUUCACUAUCUAUCUAUCUAUCUCAUUUUCUUCUCAUUUAUCUAUCUAUCUAUCUUAUUUUGUUUAUUAUCUAUCUAUAUAUCUAUCUAUCUCAUUUUGUUCAUUAUUAUCUAUCUAUCUAUCUAUCUAUAUAAAUAUAUCUAUCUAUAUAUCUUAUUUUGUUCACUAUCUAUCUAUCUCAUUUUAGAUGAUAUAUAUAUAUAUAUAUUUUGUUAUAUAUAUAUAGAUAUAUAUCUAAAUUUUGAAAUCUAUCUAUCUAUCUUCUUUUUUGUUCUACUAUAUAUCUAUCUCUUUUUUUGUUCUAAAGAAUCUAUCUAUCUAUCUAUCUAUCUAUCUAUCUAUCUAUCAUACUAA
Messenger RNA from Acanthosepion pharaonis, 648 nucleotides. Lineage: Eukaryota; Metazoa; Mollusca; Cephalopoda; Sepiida; Sepiidae. The record is from the annotation of a GenBank genome assembly.